AUGAAGCACCUACGCAUUGUGGGGUUUCGCCUUUGGGCAGCUGCAUUGCUCAUAACUCUGUCCGUUCAUACCCACGGGUUCGGCAUUAAUCUCAUGAAAGUUCCGACGGAGGAUAAAAUGCAAACGGCUUGCACUGUGGGACUGCUUCGGAAGUACUUCAAUUCGGAUAAGGUGAUUUCCGGCGCUGUACUCUCCGUGAGCGUUACAACAAAUGUGCCCUAUGUGCAGCAGCAGUUGCUGCGAGCAAUUAAUGCUCACGAGGACUCUCCUUGGUCCAUUCUGGUGACAACGCUGCAUGGAAAGCAAGCGUCCGAGUCGGAGCUGAUCAUGCAGGAGAAGCCACAGUGUUACUUUUUGGUGAUUGAGAGUUUGGAGGAUGUCGAUCUAGAUGAUAUUGUGGAGAACUGGAAGGCAAAAAUUAAUUGGAACCCGCUGGCCCAGUUUGUGGUCUAUUUGGCAUCCGUAGAGGAGACCGAUGAGGAAAUGACCGAUCUGAUGGUGGAGUUGCUUUUAACAUUUAUGAAUAAGAAGAUCUUCAACGUGAACGUGAUUGGACAGAGCGAAGAGAACACUGGCUACUACGGCAAGACGGCAUUUCCAUAUCAUCCGGAUAAUAAUUGUGGCAAUCGAGUUAUAGCUGUGGAUCUAUUGGAUGUAUGCGAGUAUCAGAACUAUGAAGACCAAGCGCACCAGGGCAAUAGCGAUGAGAGCGAUGUUAGUGAUGUAGAUGAAGAAGAUACGGAAGCGGAAGUGAAAUCCACAAACAGUGGCCACAGUGAUGAGCUCAGUGAUCCAGUAGGAAACGGCAUACAUUUUGACGAAAUCGAUACCGAGAAAGUGGCUAACAAUUUAAGUGAAAGUGCUGAGUUAGGCGAUUCAAAAACAAUGGAAGCAGAUGAUGAAGGUGAGUUUGAAGAUGGUGAUGGAAAUGAAGCUAAUGGUGGUGACAACGCUGAUCAGAGUAAAGAGUUUCGAAAUAAGAAUGGACCUGAUAUGACUGCCAAUGAAAGUGGCGAAAUAGAAGACGAAAGUAAUUUUACUGAAACAUACGUGCGUGAGAGAAGUACUAAUGCCAUUGAGAAUUCUAGACUCAGAAAAAGAAGCGCUGAGAUGGGCAGUAGUCUAAACUCUAGUCAGCCUAAGCCGAAAAUCGAGGAACACCGGCGAGCCAAGUUCACCGACAAGUUUCCUAAGGAUCUUAGCGGCUGCCCUCUGGUGGCUGCGUAUCGUCCUUGGGAACCGUAUAUAUUUAGCACAUCUGAAGAAUCCGACGAGGCGACAGAUUAUUAUUAUGAAGUAGAUAGUAACGAUCGAGACGAAAGCAAAAAUAGCUCAGACGGAACUGAGAAGGACUGGGAUUAUAGUGAAGCUGAUACCUAUGGAGAUGGAGGCUUUACAGCCAUUAAUACAGUGGAUGGCGAUCACAUGAUGGGCGUUGGAAAUAAACCGCAGCUGGGUGGUAUUGAGUACGAAAUUGUGCAAACGAUUGCGGAGCAACUGCAUGUAAACAUUGACAUUCAAAUCGAGAAUAGCAACCUGUACCAUCUGUUCCAGCAGCUGAUAGAUGGUGAAAUUGACAUGAUUGUCGGCGGCAUAGACGAAGAUCCGAGCAUUAGUCAGUUUGUGUCUAGCACCAUUCCAUAUCACCAAGACGAUCUAACCUGGUGCGUGGCCAGAGCGAAGCGUCAGCACAGUUUCUUCAACUUCUUGGCCAGCUUCAAGGCAGACUCCUGGCUUCUGUUGCUGCUUUUUCUGGUCGCAACCUCCUCUGCGGUGUUUGUGGCCCAACGCGUUUCCGGCUUUCGCCUUCGAAAAUUGCACAACUUCUUUUCUAUAUGCAUACGCAUUCUUGCUGUCUUGCUCAACCAGUCUAUGCCGGUCUAUGGUCUGCCUUUGGUUCUACGAAUACUGUUCGGCGUCUCUUUCUUCAUGGCUUUCUUCUUUAGCAAUACCUACCAGAGUUUUUUAAUCAGCACACUGACAACGCCCCGUAGCUCUUAUCAGAUAAGCCAUCUCGCAGAAAUCUACAGCAAUCGAAUGACCAUUUUGGGCAGCGUCGAGAACGUUCGUCACUUGAACAAGGGGGGAGAGAUUUUCAGAUAUAUACGCGAGAAGUUUCAAAUGUGCUAUAAUAUCGUUGAGUGCCUGAAUAAUGCCGCAGAAGACGAGACCAUUGCUGUGGCGGUUUCUCGUCAUCACUCCUUCUAUAAUCCGCGCAUAGAACGCACCCGGCUCUACUGCUUCGAUCGCAAUGAGAAUCUGUAUAUGUACUUGGUGACAAUGCUACUGCCCAAAAAGUUCCAUCUGCUGCACCAAAUCAAUCCGAUUAUACGGCACAUCAUCGAGUCGGGCCACGUGCAAAAAUGGGCUCGGGACUUGGACAUGAUCCGCAUAAUACACGAUGAAAUAGGUCGUGUGCGCGAGGACCCCUUCCAGGCGCUAACGUUGGCCCAGUUUCACGGCGCCUUCACCUUUGCCAUCGCCCUCCUACUGCUGGCCAGCUGCAUCUUCCUGUUGGAGUGUCUCGUCCAUUGGUGCGUGAUAAGACGACGCACGCGGUUCACGCUUUUGCGCCGAUUGCACCGCCUCCUGCGCACCUGCUAG
Molecule: messenger RNA, 2604 nt
Organism: Scaptodrosophila lebanonensis
Lineage: Eukaryota; Metazoa; Arthropoda; Insecta; Diptera; Drosophilidae
Gene: Ir87a
Exons: 4
Coding region: 1-2604 (867 amino acids)
Source: RefSeq, a predicted model, not a curated record